CCACCGAACCAUCAUCCCCGGGACGGAUGAUGAAGCGUACCGAGGACGACACACGUGACGGUAGCAGCUAUCAGUUUCUAGACCUUACCGAUGCCGGCCAGAAUGAGGCGUCCGCACUGAUGGGAAUUUUAUACCCUUCGUCUGACGCUUCUUCCGUUGCACAAGAGCCACCAUCUUCUGUCUGUCAGCAAAAUUCUGCCCACGGUCACACACCACGCUUAGCAUCCGGUCCUUCGAUGUCUCGACCGAAGGAGGUUGAACAGCAGCAACAGCCGGCACAUGCAAAAGAUCACUUCCAGGUUGUGCUUCCGCAAGAGUUGUCACAGUUGAACGGCUUAAAUCCUCAUGCGCGUGCGUUCGAUCCAGUUCCGAUCGUUUUUUUGCCCAGACCGAUGGCAAUUGCUGGUGUAGGCACUAAAGUCUCCCGUACACCGUUCGGUAAAGACUAUCCACCGGAAUCAGAGCACGUAACACCAGGACCUGGUGGUGGUGGUAUGGUGAUCGUUCCUGUGCGCAAACAUUCGCUAGUUUCAACUCCGCUUCUUGCACAAUCAACGCCACCGGUGUCCACUGCUUCGAUCGCUGGUAAUGUGGGGAUUGCUGCCAGAUCUUCUGCCCUGCUGUCGUCAGCAGGAGUAGGCGGAGGUUUGCUUCGUACUGCAUCGAUCGUUUCAGCGUCAGCAUCAGCACCACCGCUGCCGAAUUUCGUGAACGAAGGCAACAGUAGUUCGUACGUCAUCGAUACGGAGAAGGUGCUCGGCAGUGGAGAACAGUGGAUCGGUUUUUCGGUCCAGACGACGGCCACGAGCGUCGCAGCAGGAGGAGGAGGAGGAGGAGGUGGAGAAGUCAUAGCACGGACUUCCAUAGUAACGGCUGCGACUAUGCCUCCACACACCAACAAUCCGCAUCACCUUCAGCAGCAGCAGCAGCAACAACAUCAGCAGCAGCAGCUAGGUUCGGGAGCUAACAAUCAGCAACAGCAAACAGGUGGACAGCAGCAACCCGGCCAAGGCCCACCCCAAACACAGCCCCACAAUGUUGGUGGAAGAAGCGGCGGAGGAGGUGGUAAUGGAGCUGGUGGUGGUGUCACUUCUGGCGGGGACACCGGUGGACGAAAUGCCGAUCGGGAAAAUGGCAAUCAGCAAAUGCAGCAGCAGCAAGCCGUUUCCGUUUCGAACCCGCACCAGCAGCAGAUGCUGCCCCACAUGUACACCCCAAUACCGGCCUCCGCUUACAUCCCACCGGCACCGCACGGGAUGUAUCCGGUGCAGAUGUUGCCACCGACCGCAGCCCAGGUACCGAACAACGUGUUCGUGAGCAAUUUAACGGCGAACGUCAGUGUUCACGGAUAUCCAGCGAUAUCACCGUACCUGGCGACGACUGCCACCCCACCGGGCGCAUACAUGCAGGCGGACGUUGGAGCCGGUCCCGAGAUGCAGCUGAUACCGCAGGCACCGGUAACGAUGUCGGGACGGGGUACGAUGCGCCGUGGUGGACGGAACAAUCGGGGUGGAAAUAAUUCCCGCUCCCGGGGAGGAUAUGUGCCGCACUACAUUCAACAGCAGCAGCAGCAACAACAACAGCAAUCCUAUCACCAUCAACAGCAGCAUGCCCAGAGCUAUCAUCAGAGUCUCGCGCAGCAGCAACAGCAGGGCGUAAUGCACCAUCAGGGAGGGCAACCGCAGAUGCAGCAACAUCAGGUGCAGCAGCAACAGUCGCAACAGGGUGGUCAAGGAGGUGUUGGCGGAGGUCAGCAGCAACAGACUCCUCCCACAUCUGUCAGUGGAGGUGGCCAACAGUCCCAGCAGCAACUUCAACAUCCACCCCAGCAACAUACACCCGAGUUGAUGCACAUCGAAGGUCCACCGAUGAUGAGUGCCGCCGGUGCUCAGUACGGGAAUCUGCAUGGUGGGUUCUAUCUGCUACCGCAUAUGCCUCAACACGCCUCCGGUACGCCACUGUUCAUGGCUGCGCCCCAGAUGCAGAUGUACUACAAUGCUCCUCUGCACGGUUAUCCGAACCUGGUGUAUCCGUACAUCCCGUCGGACUAUCAACUGUACGACGAUCCGAAAGGUGAUGACGGUGGACCGCCGCACGGUGGCCAGGGACAUGAUGAUCCGGGUGUUCACCCAGGUGCAGCGAUGUGGCCCCAGCCGCCUCAGCACCUGACGCUUGAUUAUCAUCCCGAAACGGGUGAAUAUUUGCCGGUGCACGAAGAUGAUGGAAGUGGUGCAGCGGCAGGGAUGUUACCACAGGGUCCACCACCACAAACGAUGGGUCACCACGUGCUGGAUCCAAAUGUGCCUGGUUUUACGAUGCAGUUAGCACCGGCUCCGAUCGUUCCGAUGCAGCAACAACCUCCGGAAGAGUAUCAUCAACAGCAACCACAACAGCAGCAGCUUGUUGGGGCUGGAUCGCAGCCACAAGUUGAAGAUUAUAAUGGUAACGGACAAAUUCCAGUGAGCUCGAAUGCAUCAGCGUCAGCGAUGCACUCUCCAAUCGUAGUUACCUCCGUUGCACAGCACAACAUUGUGGCGGGAGUUCCGCAACCGGAGGAUAUAAUGGUGAGCGGUGGGUAUCUGGUUGGUCCGGGACCUCAUCCACCACAAUCGAUGACGACGAUGGAAGGAUCGACGGAAGUCUUGAUGGUGCCUGCGGAACAUCAACCGCAUCCGGGUCAGGCACCAACAGGAGGAACCGGUGUUAUGGACGGCGCACAGCCGAUAAACAACAAUUUCCUUGUUGAUCCACAAUUCUAUCAAUCGCAUCCUCCACCGCCAUCGACGCUACAGCAGCAACAAUUGCAGCAACAGCCGCAACAACAAUAUCAACCUGUUCCAACGCAGCCACAAGGAGGCGCUAUUACCUUGACGGACUCUCCACCAUCAACCACCAAUCAAUCCUUCCAAGCGACGCAACACACGGUGACAACAACCGGAAUUGUUGCCAGCAGUGCGCUUGAUGCGAAUGGUAACGAUACCAACAACAACAGCAGCGCCGAUAAUCGUAAAGCCGACAUAAUUACCUCACCGAAGCACGUUGAUGCCGUUGUGAUGACAAACCACCACACAUCGCCACUGCCGUCCAAUGUUAGUAGCACCACUACAUCAUCUCCCCAGCAAAAUGAGCGAACGUCGCCAGCGAUGACGACGCAUCAGCGAGGGUCAGACGGCAGUGUUGCCAGCAAACAGUCGAACGUGUCCAAUGUGCCAAACCAGCAGGGAUUCCAACAGCAACAGCAGCAGCAGCAACCACCAAUACUUGGUUACGCUGCAGCUGUCGCAUCACAAGUCCCGCCACGCACUACCCGGCCAGAACAGCUUGAAUCAGCGGUCAAGGGUACGCAUGAAAGGAUGGAGAAACUUUCGUUAAAAGAUCAGGAUCAAAGGCGGACUACGGUGACUGCAUCAGCUUCCUCUGUGGUUGGUGGUGGAGUGAAUCCUCAACGGAGCAGUGCCGCGCCGUCGUCGACCGGUCGACAUUCGAACGCCGAAAGUGGGUGGGUUAAUAAUAGCGGCGUCGGACCGAAAAAGGGAACCGCGUCGGUUUCAGUUUCAGCGAUACCGAACAAAGAAUUUCCGCCCGGUGCGUCCGGUGGUCAACAGAACAAGAGCAACACAUCGCCGGUACCGUUCACAACGUUAGUUGGAACUGUAGCGACGGUACCAUCGUCGUCGGUCAGUUCGACAUCAGUAUCUUCCAGCAAGCAGCAGCAGCAGAAACCCUUUCCGGAUCACAACCAGCGUCCGUCGAGCGGGGUUAACACCAGCAGUUCCUCGGCAGCUAGCGGGACAAUCAACAGUGGGGUAGGAGGAGUUCCCAGCAGCGGUCCGACUACAGUCGUUCCUCCACAGAUGGAAUCGAAGAAGGUGGAAGCAAUUCCUCAGCGUACGAUUUCAGCAGCAGCAUUAGCGCCUGUGACAACGAGCUCGGUCGGAGCUACAGACGCUACGAAGCAGCAGCAGCACCACCAAGAUGUGGUAAUUGUACCUAGGCCCACUACAACCGCUACUACCACUUCAAACUCCAUAGCUACUAACACUAACACGAUACCACCCGGUGGAGCGCCGCCGCAACCCAACAAAACCUGGGCGAGCCUGUUCCAAACGUCUUCAUCGUCGUCGCCGUCGUCGUCUGCGGCAUCGAUGUUGUCGUCUACUGCGUCCAUGGUUCCAGCGGCUCCGGUAGCAGCAGCAACAUCAUUAGGUGGACCGACAUCGGCAGUGACCGUUUCUGCAGCGUCUUCGACGGGAGCGAAUGGACCUACAGCAGCAGCACCGAGCACCACCACUACUGGAGCUGGCGCGUUGUCUUCUUCUUCUUCCCAGCAGCACCACCACACACCGGCAUCGUCGGGAGUGACUUACGCGGCCUCCGCUAACCGGGGACCGCCAGUUACUACCACUGCGUCCUCUGCGUCGCCAUCGUCGGCAAGUACAUCGUCCAGUGCCGAUGCUGGUUCCUCAGCGGGCGCCAAAAAACCGGUAGCUAAGGUGCAACCGUACGAAAGAAAUCAUUCGCAGCCGGUGCCUGCACCGAGUGCUCCCAUGUCGUAUUCAUCUGCAGCGGCUUCCACACCGUCCAGUGGAACAGGAAGUUCCGCUAAUCAGAUGAACAUCACCGCCGGCAAAGGAAAGGGUACGCAAACGGCUGCAUCGAAGAAGACAUCGACAGCUGAUGCGAACGCGACAGCGGCAGGUUUCGGACCGGUCAUCGGAGAUGUGAAGGAUGAUUUUUCGUUAAAGUUUGGAGAUUUCCUCAGCGGAUACAGCAUUGAUAACAGCAGCAUCAGCAUAACUCCACGCGGUUUAAUCAAUCGGUCCAACUACUGCUACAUUAACACGAUCCUGCAGGCGCUGGUGGCUUGUCCACCGUUUUAUCACCUGAUGCGCACGAUUCGCAACCUUCCGGCGGCGAAAAAUUCUAAGCAUCCAAAACCAUUCAUUGAUGCCAUGUGCUCGUUGGUGAGCGAAUUCUCGCAGCUUCCGAUACGAUCGAAAACCCAGCGCGGUGAGAAGGGCAAGAAAGAUGAUAUACCGGAAAUACAAGUUGAUACACCGUUCGAACCGACCGUCAUCUACAAGAUGCUGAAUGGCAUACGCUCGGACAUAUUCCAGAUCGAGGGCCGGCAGGAAGACGCGGAAGAAUUCCUAGGUUGUGUGUUGAAUCGACUUAACGAUGAGAUGAUAGAGUUUAUGAAAUUCAACAAAACUGAACAAGGUAAUGUGAACGGUGAAGAAUCAUCCAACGGAGAGGUGCACGGCGAGGAGGACGCUGAUGAUUGGAUGGUUAUUUGUGGCAAUCGUAACAAGGGUACGGUAACACGGACCACCGAUUUCGGACGGUCACCGAUUAGCGAUAUUUUCCGUGGUAAAUUACGCUCCCGGGUGCAACGCGAUGGCGUACCGCCGACCUACAACAUUCAGCCAUUUUUCACGCUUCCCCUCGAUAUUGAGAAAGCUGCAUCCGUGAAAGAAGCCCUAGAACAACUGGUUGGCCGUGAUGAGCUGGAAGGUGUAACGUGCUCAAAAACGAAGCAGGAGGUAGCUGCGUGGCAGCAAGUAACGCUGGAGGAACUUCCCGUAGUACUUAUUCUUCAUCUGAAGUGUUUCGAUUACAAAAUGGACGGCUGUACCAAAAUUCUGAAAACGCUGGACUUCCCGAUUGAAUUGAAGAUCGAUUCAAAACUAAUGUCCUCAAAGGGUAAAAGCUAUUCGGCCAAGCAGAAGCAGUACAAACUGUUUGCGGUGGUUUAUCACGAUGGCAAGGAAGCGUCCAAGGGCCACUACAUCACCGACGUGUAUCAUUCCGGGUACGGUAGCUGGAUUCGGUAUGAUGACAGUAUCGUUAAGCCGGUCCCGGAGUAUAACGUGUUGCGUCCGCGUGCUCCCCGGGUGCCGUAUCUGUUGUACUACCGUCGAAUGGAUACCCAGAGCCAUGGCUCAAACAGUGAGCAUCACCACCGUGGUGGUGGUGGAGGUGAUGGUAUUGGGGGUGGUGGAGCAGGUGGCGGCGGUGCUGGUGGUGGCGGCGGUCGUGGAGGUUCAUCCCAUUCGAACGCUUCCGAAAGAAAUGAUCGUCAAAAUGUGCAACAUCAUCAUCAUCAUCACCAUCAUCACGGCAACGAUCAUCAUCAUGGUCGCGGAACGAGUGGUGGUAGUUACGGUGGUAAUGGUGGUUACGGAAGUGGUGGUCACGGUAACAGUGGUGGUAGUCAUUACGGUAGUGGAGGGGGACAGGGUAACAGUGGCCAUUACAACAACUCGAAGUAAAA
This is a messenger RNA of Anopheles maculipalpis, 6274 nucleotides long. RefSeq names its product protein bunched, class 2/F/G isoform (gene Usp10). Gene Ontology annotation, cellular component: cytosol; nucleus. Gene Ontology annotation, molecular function: cysteine-type deubiquitinase activity; cysteine-type endopeptidase activity. Gene Ontology annotation, biological process: DNA damage response, signal transduction by p53 class mediator; regulation of autophagy; protein deubiquitination. The coding region runs from base 27 to 6272 and encodes 2081 amino acids. The transcript is spliced from 10 exons. The record is from RefSeq and is a predicted model, not a curated record. Lineage: Eukaryota; Metazoa; Arthropoda; Insecta; Diptera; Culicidae.